CAUUAGAAGAUCUAGAAAGCGAGUGGUCAAACAAGGACCCUCGCGAAUCUUGGGUGGCACUAAAGAAAGGUCCUAGAGGGGAACAUUUCGUGGUGGAAGUGGAUGUGGGAGGCCGCAAAUGUGGUGCCUUCAUAGACAUUGGAUCCACGCGGAAUUAUAUAAGUCACGACUGUUCGGAAAGGUUGCACCUAAAGGACCGGGUACGGCACCUUAGUAGACCAGUAGCAUCUACUUUGGCCAACAAGGAGCGCAUGAUUGUCACAGACUAUAUCACGAAUGUAAUCUGUACCUUCUCCUAUGGAGGAGGGGAACUGAAUCAUAAGAUUUCGUUCCUGGUUAGCAACGACUUGUCGUUUGACAUGUUGUUAGGCAUGUACUACCUUGAGGUUGCUAAGCCCCAGUUCGAUUGGGACAAGAAGGUGCUAAAACAUAAGUUGCCUGAUGGCAGAACAGUCAGAUUGACUAAGUUCAAAGCCAAUAGCAUUAUAGAUACCUAUGGCUGCUUGUGUGCAUCAGCGUUCUAUAACUAUUACAAACAGAACCAAGAGGAGGGUAUGUACCUAGUGUAUGUCUCCGAAAAAGGGGAGGCCGUUAAAACACCCCCAGAGAUAGAACACGUCGUUGCUAAGUUCCCUGAUCUGUUCGAAGAGCCUACAGGAGUUGUAGAAAGGGAAGUUGUCCACGCUAUAGAAAUCAUUCCAGGGAGUAAAACACCAAAGGGAAGGAUCUAUAGGAUGGCUCCCGCCGAGUUAGAUGAACUUCGACAACAACUGAAAGAGCUCACAGAGAAGGGAUGGAUCCGGCCUAGUACUUCCCCUUACGGAUCUCCAGUACUAUUUGUACCAAAAAAGGGGGGUACAUUGAGGAUGUGCAUUGACUAUAGAGGCCUCAAUGCCAUCACAGUAAAGAACGCAGAGCCUCUACCUCGCAUAGACGACCUACUGGAUAGGGUGCAGGGAUGCAAGUACUAUAGCAAGAUAGAUUUGAAAUUCGGCUAUCAUCAGAUUGCUAUAAGACCUGAGGACCAACACAAGACAACUUUUCAGACUCGAUAUGGUCUGUAUGAUUUUGUAGUGAUGCCCUUUGGUCUUUGCAAUGCGCCGGGAACAUUCCAGCACGCUAUGAAUCGGAUCUUCCAUGACCAUUUAGAUAAGUUUGUCGUGGUUUACAUUGACGACAUUCUGAUCUUUAGUAAGUCUGCCGAGGAGCAUGCACAACACGUUGAGACUGUACUUUCACUCCUGCGACAACACAAGUAUAAGGUCAACCUAGAGAAGUGUGAGUUUGGUCGCACUAAGAUAUUAUACUUGGGUCAUGAAGUUUCCUCGGAAGGGAUUAGGCCGGAAGAUGCGAAGGUGGCUAGUAUUCGAGACUGGCCACGACCUCAGACUGUCACUGAGGUCAGAUCUUUCUUGGGAAUGUGCGGCUACUAUAGGAACUUUGUAAAGAACUAUUCUACAGUCGCCUCUCUUUUGACGGAUCUAACUCGACUUGACACGCCGUGGGACUGGAGUGAUGAGUGCGAGGGUGCUUUCAAGCGAUUGAAGCAUGCACUCAUGAAUCAUGAAGUUCUCAUGGUUCCCGAUCCUCAGAAGCCAUUUAUAGUGACCACAGACGCAAGCCAAUAUGACAUUGGCGCAGUGCUGGCUCAGCAGGAUGGGAAGAAGAGACCGAUUGAGUACAUGAGUAAGAAGAUGCCAUCUAAGAAACUGGCAGAGUCCACCUAUGAAAGGGAACUCUAUGCUCUCUACAAGGCACUUGUCCAUUGGAGACAUUUUCUGUUUGGACGUUUCUUCUAUUUGAGGACUGACCAUCAGACACUCAAAUGGAUCAAGACUCAACCGGCUCUCUCUGAUGCACUCAAGCGAUGGAUUGAGGUCAUAGAUCAAUAUGACUUCAAGCUUGAGUAUCUGAAGGGAGAGUACAAGGAGGUUGCAGAUGCGCUAUCACGAAGGGCAGACUACCUAGGGGCGCUAGUUUAUGACUUUGGUGUAUUGGAAGAAGUAACUCAAUCGUUGGUGGGAGCCUAUCAGGAAGACCCUGUCAUGAUGGACAUCAUUCGCAAACUUCAGGCAAAAGACAAGGCUUCAGGCAAAAGACAAGGCCACGGAAACAAGAGUGGCAAGAGGCACAUCUUCGUCAUCAUUGAUCGAUUCACCAAGUUCGCUAGAAUAGUUGCCAUGCCAGAGACCGCAAGGACUGACCACGUCAUCAAGUUGUUUAUGGACAACUGGGUGCGUGAUUUUGGACUUCCGAAGUCAAUCGUUAGUGACAGAGAUGUCCGAUUCACAAGUGAGCUGUGGAAGAAGACUGCUGAGCAGAUGGGCAGUCAACUUCAGAUGACUUCAGGGAAUCAUCCCGAAGCCAACGGACAGGCCGAGAAAAUGAAUAGAGUUGUACAGCACUUGCUGCGGCAUUACAUCAAGCCCAGCCAGGAUGAUUGGGAUGAGAAGUUGCCUCUCAUCGCCAGCCUAUACAACAACGCUGUACACAGCAGUACCGGCGUUAGUCCUAACCAGCUUCACUUCCUCCUACCUGAAAACCGAUCCUCUGCAACCUUAGGCACACUUGAGUAUGGUGUGCAGUAUGAGAAGUUGCUGCAACAAGUUGUCGAGCAUAUUAAGAAAGCUCAGCAAGUAAUGAUUGCUUCUGAGAACAAGCAUCGACGACAGUCCUCAUUUCAGGUAGGGGAACGUGUCUGGGUCAAGGCUAGUGAGCUAGGACAGGAAUUUGGUAUCUCUAGAAAACUAAUGCCUCGGUACUUUUGUCCUUGGGAAGUCCUGGAUGUUGUGGGGGAUGAGAUGGAUGGUCCUACCUAUGUUAUCCGUAUCCCUGGUCACCUACGCACUCACCCUGUCUUUCAUGCCUCAAAGCUUGCACCUUUCGCUAAGACUGAUCAAUUCCCUUCAAGGAGAUCGAUGCUGGCCCCAACCAUGGAUGGUCAAGUGGACAUCGACAACAUUGUGGAUCACAGCGAUCUGCCUGUUCAGAAGCCUUUGGGUAGAGGAAGACCUCCUAAACCUAAGAGAGAAUAUCGCGUCAGAUUCAAGCAUCAUACGGAUCCAAAAGAAGACCGGUGGUUCACCAGAGAGGAACUGAUUGACACAACUCCUCAGGUGGUGGCAGAAUAUGAGAGGAUGCUGAAAGGGAAGGCACCUGCGAAGUGGCGCUUUGUUGCAAGUACAUCGAAGACGAAGCUGGAGCUAUGGCGCCACAGAUUGUUAAAGAAAGAAACAAUCUGGAAGUGGGAUAAGGAYUGCACGUCUGGCAUGAAGAAGUUGAAGCAGGCGUUGAUAGAGUAUCCAGUCCUUAAGGUCGCUGAUCCGUCCUUACCUUUCGUUGUUACCACUGACGCGAGUCAGUAUGGCAUAGGUGUUGUACUACAGCAAGACGAUGGCAACGGAUAUAGACCCGUAGAGUUCAUGUCUGCUAGAAUGCCUUCAGAGAAGGUAGCGACAUCCACCUAUGAGAGGGAACUCUACGCUCUCAAGCAAGCACUAGAACACUGGAAGCACUACUUGCUUGGAAGGCACUUCAAAGUCUAUUCAGACCAUGAGACGUUAAGGUGGCUGAAGACGCAGGCCAAGAUGACACCUAAGUUGACUAGGUGGGCCGCCGAGAUAGACCAAUAUGACUUUGAGCUCAAGCCAGUUAAGGGCAAGUACAAUGUAGUUGCGGAUGCUCUAAGUAGGAGGUCGGACUACUUUGGGGCGAUAGUCCAUUAUCUGGAUAUAGGGAAGGACCUGCAACAGAAAGUCAGAGAGGCAUAUGAUCAGGAUCCUAUCUACAUCGACCUUCUUAAGAGAGUAAAGGAGUCCCCAGAGACUGAACCGCAUUACCGCACUACAGAGGGUUUGUUAUUUGAGAAGGCUGAUGUAGUAGAUGGCUUGUGCGUCCCCAACAGUGAAGAGAUUCGUAGCCUGAUCUUAGGGGAAUGUAACGAUACAGAGGGAUACUUCGGUUGGCAAAAGACUCUAGCCAAUCUGAUGUGCGCGUAUACUUGGCCAGGGAUGAAGGUCGACAUCAUAGAGGUGGGAUCGGGUUGGGGUGUGGGAUCGGGAUGGGAUCGUGGUAGGGUCAAGGUGGGCGCAAUUCGAAAUUGGGAUGGAAUCAGGGUUGAGAUCGGAAUGAAAAGGAUGUGGGAUGUGGUUGGGACCGAGAUAGGAUCGAGAAAAAUUCAGGGAAGGAUCGGGUUGGGAUCAGGGUGGGAUCGGACUGUGAUCGAGGUGGGGUCGAAUCGGGAUCGGGGGGGAGAUCAAGAUCAGGAUUGGGGGGAGGAUGCUACCGAUGUGGGGUUCGAAACGGGAUCGGGAUGGGAUCAGGAUGGGAUCGAGGUGGGGUCGAUGUGGGGUCGAGGAGGACGCCGACGCAGCAAGGCCACAGACGAACGCCGUCGACUAUGCCGAGACAAGCUCUUCGAAUUUGAGGGGGACCUCGAGGUGAUUGUCUGUGAAUGGUCAGUGACUGCCGACGAGGAGGAUGCCCCCGCUGCUGUGCGCGGCCUUGCAACCGCAUUUGAACAUGUGGCCGGCUUGGUCACCACCUGCACAGCACAGCAAGAGAACAUCCUCUGCGUGGACACCCUGCUCAGGAAGCAGGCUCGACUUAUCGACGACCUGCUUGACCGGGUACGCCGGCUGGAACAGCAGCCGGCAGCAGCCACCAUCGCCGGACCCUCCAACUUGGCAGAUCCCGUCCACGUCUUGGAAGUGGACGUCAGGACGCUCAAGGAUGGCGCUCAAGCAACAAAUCAUCAAAUUGACCAGCAGAUUUGCACCCCCGCAGCCAGUCUGACCGCGACUACUCGCAAGAGCAUCACGAAGUUUGACGGCAUACCGAUCUUCUACGAUGCAGAGAAGACGGACCCGAUCCCAUGGUGGCACCAACUUGAGUUGAAGUUGGACAUCCACAAAGUCAGCGAUGCGAACCGGCACGCAUACUUGUACUCCCGAUCGGGGGGCACAUGUCAAGCAUGGCUGGACAAUAUGUUGUCCACGCACACCAUCGCAGUCUCCGAGCUGCAUACGCAGAUCAGCUGGCCUGAUCUCAAGGCAGCAUGGAAUAAACAAUUCCAAGUGGAGCCGCCCGAGCUUCAGGCAGCCGAGAAACUUCAAUGGUUCUAUCAGAACGACCUGCCAAGCACGGACUGGAUAACCGAGUACCAACGCUUGGCGUCCAUGCCCAACUUGUCGUCGACGUUUGUCGGCAUCAAACAUUUCUUCAUUAGGAGGAGCUAUCCGGUGUGGCAGAACGCCUUGACGCAAGUUGCGGAGACGCUCAUCACAAGUGAGCAGCUUUUUGAUAAAGCCUCGCAGAUCAACGUGACGAACACCGAAGCCAAGAAUUUGGGCCGUUUGUCUGCUGCGAACCAGGGCAGAGAUCAGCAUCGGCCGAAAUUCCAAUGGGUGACGAAUAACAAUCGGUUGGUCUUCUACAAGACCCAAGACAUGGUCAAUAGCACCAUUGCCCGUUGGAUGGCUUUUACCAACCAGUUUGACUUCUUUCCCAAUCACAUCCCGAGCAAGUCAAACUGUUUUGCGGAUGCUCUUUCACGGCGUCCGGACCAUUGUACCGCAAUUUACUUGACUUUUGAGAUUGACGAUGACUUGCGGGACAACUUCAUCUGCGGCUACCAAGCCGACCCCGAGUUUCGCGACAAGUACACGAAUUGUUCCUCUCCCAAUCCGGCGUCAUUGCACCAUCGGAUCCAAGAGGGAUAUUUGCUCGUCCACUCGUGGGGGAAGGAUCUGCUUUGUGUGCCGCGAGAUUCACACUUGCGCACGCGACUUCUUGGUGAGUUCCACAGUGCCCUCGCCACCGGACAUUUUGGAGUCAAUCGUACGAUUGGCCGACUCCGUAAGCGCUUUUGGUGGCCCGGUCUUCUCGACGACGUCACACUCCAUUGCGAGUCAUGCGAGGUUUGCCGACGUUGCAAAUCCCGCAAUCACCGUCCAUACGACGAGCUGCGACCACUACCGGUCCCCUUGCACCGAAGGGAAGUGAUUGCCAAUGACAUUACCGGGCCGUUCCCCAAGCACAAGACUGGUGUGGAUGGGAUUCUCACGGUGGUCGACCGACUCACUAAGUUUGCCAUGUUUUUGCCUUGCCACUAUCAUGCCAAGGCACCGGAGUUGGCCGAGGCGGUCGAGACCGACGACCAUCUUCUCUUCAUUCGUCGGAUGCAAGAGCUUCUUGUCAAGGCACGCGACCAAAUGUCGAAGACGCAGCAACGUAUGUGCCAACAGGCCAAUCGCCAGUGUCUUCCUUGUCUGUUCUACGCCGGCGACCUCGUAUGGGUGUCCACCGUGGAAUUCAGCCUUGAGCAAGAUAUCUCUCGCAAGCUCCUCCCGAAGUGGAUGGGGCCCUGGCCCAUUGUGGCACCCGUUGGGGAUGCACCCGAAGGACCUUCAUUUGUCAUUCAGGUGCCCGCCCACUUGCCCGUCUACCCGGUCUUCCAUUGUUCGAAGUUAGCAUUGUUCACUCCAGCGGAACACGACGACUUUCCCGGGCGGCGAUUGCAGGACUCGCCCUCUAUGGACGGUUUUCAAGAGGUUGGCAACAUCAUCUCCCAGUGACGCUACGGCAACAGGCUGGCAGAGUACUUGGUACAAUUCUCUUACCGUAGCCAUAAGGAUGAC
Messenger RNA from Chara braunii, 6638 nucleotides. NCBI's taxonomy places the organism in Eukaryota, Viridiplantae, Streptophyta, Charophyceae, Charales, Characeae. The record is from the annotation of a GenBank genome assembly.